Molecule: messenger RNA, 351 nt
Organism: Penicillium soppii
Lineage: Eukaryota; Fungi; Ascomycota; Eurotiomycetes; Eurotiales; Aspergillaceae
Exons: 2
Coding region: 1-351 (116 amino acids)
Source: RefSeq, a predicted model, not a curated record
AUGCUCAUUUACGUCGGUAACAUCAACUACUCUCCUUAUGCCUCCGACGAGGUGUUCACCGUCGUCUUCAGAGAUAACAUCCAGACCGAAGAUAAGGUCUCUGUCAUCUUUCAAUGGACUAAAGAUAGCUCCGGACGACAGAAGGCAAAUUCUAUUGCUCACGGCACUAUCAAUAAGGUGUCUAUUAAUGGUUCUGGGGAGAAAGAAAUCGAAUUGUUCUUUAAUCAGAAGGAUAAGACGUACUAUUGGUAUAAGGGAAAGGUGUCUGGUGACAAAAUGACACUGGCUAUGUGGAAUAAAGGGGGAGAGGAGGUUGCGAAGAACAUUCAGCUGCAACUUGAUUUUAUCUGA